AUAUUUGUUUUAGAAAUUGCCGCGAACUUUGAAAUGUAUUGGCUUCUUAUCUUUAUGAUGAUGUUUCCUUUUACUAGGAUGAGAUAUUAAAAAAUUAAGCAACUAGUCGAAAUUUUGCUAUAUAUGUAAUAUGUGUGCAUACAAAACCAGUAAGCAGCAUCUAUCAAUUAUCACCUAAAAGAAGAAAAGAAAAAUUCCCAAAUGAGAAAUGCGAAGCUUUUCUUUUGCUUCUUGCUCUUCUUCUCCUUCCGCUUGGAAAUCGGCAGAGGACAGAACAACGGCAAAACCCAAGUCAAUGUCGGUGUUGUAACAGAUGUCGGUACUUCACACUCGGAGGUUUCCAUGCUCUGUAUCAACAUGUCUCUUACUGAUUUCUACUCUUCUCGUCCCCAGUUUCAGACAAGGCUUGUCGUCAACGUUGGUGACUCCAAAAAUGACGUUGUUGGUGCCGCAACUGCAGCUAUUGAGUUGAUAAAGAACAAGCAAGUGAAAGCGAUUUUGGGCCCAUGGACAUCUAUGCAAGCUCAUUUCUUGAUCGAGAUUGGCCAAAAAUCUCGGGUUCCUGUUGUUUCCUAUUCUGCAACAAGCCCAUUUCUUACUUCCCUUCGUAGCCGAUACUUCUUGCGUGCUACGUACGAAGACUCUUCUCAAGUGCAGGCCAUAAAAUCUAUCAUCAAAUUGUUCGGGUGGAGAGAAGUUGUGCCAGUUUACAUCGACAAUACCUUCGGAGAAGGUAUAAUGCCUCGUCUCACCGAUGCAUUACAAGAUAUUAAUGUUCGGAUACCUCAUAGAUCCGUUAUCGCUCCCAAUGCCACGGAUCAAGAAAUCUCCGUAGAACUUCUUAAGAUGAUGAACAUGCCCACAAGAGUGUUCAUUAUCCACAUGUCCUCUUCUCUAGCCUCAAGAUUCUUCAUUAAAGCAAAGGAGAUUGGUUUGAUGAAACCAGGAUAUGUCUGGAUCCUUACCAAUGGAGUUAUCGAUGGCUUAAGGUCGAUAAAUGAGACGGGUAUUGAGGCUAUGGAGGGGGUAUUGGGUAUUAAAACUUAUAUUCAAAAAUCCAAAGAUCUAGACAUGUUUAGAUCACGGUGGAAGAGGAGAUUCCCACAGAUGGAGCUGAAUGUCUAUGGAUUGUGGGCUUAUGAUGCUACCACUGCAUUGGCCAUGGCCAUUGAAGAAGCUGGAAUAAAUAACAUGACUUUCAGUAAUGUGGAUACAGGGAGAAACGUUUCCGAACUUGAUGCUCUUGGUUUAUCUCAAUUCGGUCCAAAGCUUCUCGAGACGCUCUCAAAAGUUCAAUUCAGAGGACUUGCAGGAGACUUCCGUUUUGUCAGCGGGCAACUGCAACCAUCGGUGUUUGAAAUUGUCAAUAUGGUCGGGGCCGGAGAAAGAUCAAUAGGAUUCUGGACAGAGGGAAAUGGUCUUGUGAAGAAACUUGACCAAGAACCACGAAGCAUAGGUACUUUAUCCACUUGGCAAGAUCAUCUUAAGCUUAUAAUAUGGCCUGGAGAGGCUAAUUCUGUUCCCAAAGGAUGGGAGAUCCCGACUAAUGGGAAGAAGUUGCGCAUUGGAGUUCCCAAGAGACUUGGUUUCACUGAUCUCGUGAAGGUCACAAGGGAUCCUAUCACCAAUUCAACUGUAGUCACAGGUUUCUGCAUAGAUUUUUUUGAGGCUGUGAUUCAAGCAAUGCCUUAUGACGUCUCUUAUGAGUUCAUUCCUUUUGAAACACCUGACGGUAAACCAGCCGGUAAUCACAAUGACUUGGUCCAGCAAGUGUACCUCGGGAGGUAUGAUGGGGUCGUGGGAGAUACAACAAUAUUGGCGAACAGGUCCUCUUACGUUGACUUCACUCUCCCAUUCAUUAAAUCAGGUGUUGGAAUGAUCGUCCCAAUGAGAGACGAAGUGAAAAGAGACGAAUUCAGCUUCUUGAAACCUUUGUCGAUCGAACUAUGGUUGACAUCCUUAGUCUUUUUCUUCCUUGUUUCAAUCUCUGUUUGGACUCUUGAACAUAGGGUUAAUCCGGACUUCCGUGGACCGGCUAAUUACCAAGCUAGUACCAUCUUCUGGUUUGCCUUCUCUACCAUGGUUUUUGCUCCAAGAGAGAGAGUGUUUAGCUUCUGGGCGAGGGCCCUGGUUGUCACAUGGUACUUCCUCGUUCUUGUGUUAACUCAGAGUUACACAGCCAGUUUGGCGUCGCUUUUGACAUCACAGCAACUACAUCCAACCAUAACCAGCAUGAGUAGCUUGCUUCAUAAAGGAGAAACAAUCGGUUAUCAGAGAACAUCCUUCAUCCUUGGAAAGCUUAAUGAAACAGGUUUCCCACAAUCUAGCCUUGUGCCCUUUGAUACCGCAGAAGAAUGCGCCGAGCUUCUGAAAAAAGGAUCAAAAAAGGGUGGUAUCUCUGCAGCUUUCUUGGGACCUUACUUGAGACUCUUUCUUGGACAAUAUUGCAACACUUAUAAAAUGGUUGAAGAACCCUUCAAUGUUGAUGGAUUCGGCUUUGUUUUUCCAAUCGGAUCACCUCUGGUGGCCGAUGUUUCAAGGGCCAUCUUAAAAGUAGCAGAGUCUCCAAAGGCAAUGGAGCUCGAGAACGCAUGGUUCAAGAAGAAAGAACAAAGUUGUCCUGAUCCAGUUACCAAUCCAGAUUCAAAUCCAUCUGUUACCUCUAUACAGCUCGGCGUACGCAGUUUCUGGUUUCUGUUUCUUGUUGUGUUUGUUGUGUGCGUUCUAGCACUCGGAAAAUUCACAUUCUGUUUCCUAUGGAAGACAAAAGGGAAAGAUUUGUGGAAAGAGUUUCUAAAACGAGACCCCGACUCGUACAUCAACGACAUAGAUAAAUGUUUGUGUUCUCGAGAGAUGCCUGAGAACAGCAAUAGAGCAACAAACGGUGUUGAGUUAAGAGUUAGGAAUAUCUCAUAGAUUUGCAUUUUAUAUGUCUUUAAUUUGACAAAACAUUGAAAAUGCGUCUGUUUUUAUUAAAUCAAACUAUUGUACUUAUUGUGUAAUUAACGAUUUUCAAAAUAGAUGAUCCUUAUAAAAGAGACUGUCACAUGUUACCAUAGAGGUUGAUUUUAUUACGUGUAAUGCAAGACGGUAAACGUAAGGCUAGGGUUUCUCACAU
Messenger RNA from Arabidopsis lyrata subsp. lyrata, 3118 nucleotides. Its product is annotated as glutamate receptor 2.2. Gene Ontology annotation, molecular function: glutamate-gated receptor activity. The transcript is spliced from 4 exons. The record is from RefSeq and is a predicted model, not a curated record. Lineage: Eukaryota; Viridiplantae; Streptophyta; Magnoliopsida; Brassicales; Brassicaceae. Gene Ontology annotation, cellular component: plasma membrane. The coding region runs from base 202 to 2916 and encodes 904 amino acids.